Aspergillus pseudonomiae is the source of this 963-nucleotide messenger RNA. RefSeq names its product alpha/beta hydrolase. Bases 1 to 963 code for a protein of 320 amino acids. The transcript has a single exon. The record is from RefSeq and is a predicted model, not a curated record. Gene Ontology annotation, molecular function: hydrolase activity. Lineage: Eukaryota; Fungi; Ascomycota; Eurotiomycetes; Eurotiales; Aspergillaceae.
AUGCCUCUCCAACUCGACCCCGAAUUUGCCGAAGUCGCAGGUCCCGUCCUGCAGCAGCUUGGCCAACUGCCCAAACCGGCCGUCCACGAUGUCGCGGCCAGAAGAAACAUGAUGGCGGCUAUUACCAAGAACGCCCCGAAGACAGUCCUCCCGGAUGAUAUGGAGCACCUCGUCCACUACGCCCCGACCCCGUCGGGCGAUUUCAAAGUCCCCAUCCACCACUACCGCAAGAAGCGCGGGCCGGACGUGGACGUGAAAGCGCCCGCCGUGGUGCACACGCACGGAGGCGGGUUCAUUUCGCUAUCGGCCGAGGAAAUGGAGGGCAUGCUGGUUGGGUACGCCGCCGGGUCUGGGGUGCAAAUCCUGAGCAUCGACUAUCGGCUAGCCCCGGAACACCCGUAUCCGAUUCCGAUCGAAGACAGCUGGACUGCUCUGCAGUGGGUAUACGCACACGCGGAGGAGCUGUCGAUCGAUGCCCAUCGCAUAGCCGUUAUGGGCGAGAGUGCCGGGGCUGGGUUGGCGGCGGGUCUGGCCUUGAUGGCGCGCGACCGGGGGCUCGCGCCGCCCCUCGCUAAGCAGAUCCUCGUGUAUCCCAUGCUUGAUGACCGGCCGGCGGCCAUGGACCAUGCGGGGGAUAUGGCCUUCUGGACACCACAAGACAACGUCACGGGCUGGACGGCGUAUCUGGGGAAGGAUGUGGGGACGGAGCGGGUUGCGCAGUAUGCGGCGCCGGCGAGGGCGGAAUCUAUAGAAGGCUUGCCACCUGUGUAUAUGGACUGUGGACAGCUGGAUAUUUUUGUGCAGGAGGAUACGGAGUAUGCGCUGCGGUUUGUGAAGGCGGGCAUCCCCGUCGAGUUUCAUCUGUAUCCCGGGCUGCCGCAUGGGUUUGAGGGGUUAGCGCCCUUGGCGAGCUUCUCAAGGAGGGCCAUGGAGAAUCGCUUCAGAGCGAUUAGGGAACUCUGA